UAAAGCACAAAUGUGCAGACUUCAGUCCCAACCUGGCAACCCUCGCGGUGUGCAGUGGGAGGCGCUACUCCACAGUAGUUUCUGGAAAGAACCUCAUGCAUGCACCAUGGAGAAAGUAUCAGCACUGAAAGACCAGGGAAACAAGGCACUGAGUGCAGGGAAUGUUGAUGAAGCUAUACGGUGCUACAGCGAAGCCAUAGGUCUUGAUCCCUCCAACCAUGUUCUCUACAGUAAUCGCUCAGCUGCUUAUGCCAAGAAAGGAAAAUAUGAGAACGCUCUCCAGGAUGCCUGUCAGACCAUCAAGAUUAAGCCUGACUGGGGAAAAGGCUACUCUCGCAAAGCUGCAGCCCUGGAAUUCCUCGGACGACUAGAGGAAGCGAAAGCAACGUAUCAUGAGGGUAUUCGGCAUGAGCCAAAUAACCAGCAGCUGAAAGACGGUCUGCAGAACAUCGAGGUCCGGCUCGCAGAAAAGACAAUGAUGAACCCCUUUGCCAUACCAAACUUGUAUGACAAGUUGGAGAAGGAUCCCCGGACACGAGAUUUGUUGUCACAACCAAGCUACAGAGAACUGCUUGAACAACUUCGUAAUAAUCCCUCAGCACUUGGAACGAAGCUACAAGAUCCUAGAGUAAUGACCACACUUUCUGUACUGCUUAACCUGCCUGAUAUGGAAGAGGAGGAAGAACCUACGCCCCCUCCACCUUCCAAACCCAAGGAGACACAGCCCCCUCCCCCCAAAGAGGAGGACCUUCCAGAAAAUAAAAGAAAUGCCUUAAAGGAAAAAGAACUGGGGAAUGCUGCUUACAAAAAUAAGGACUUUCAAACGGCACUGAAACAUUAUGAUGAAGCUAUGAAACAUGAUCCCAUUAAUAUGACGUAUCUCUCUAACCAAGCAGCUGUGUACUUUGAGAUGGGAGACUAUGAAAAGUGCCGGGAAAUGUGCGAGAAGGCCAUUGAUGUUGGCAGAGAGAACAGGGAGGACUACAGACAAAUAGCAAAGGCAUUGGCUAGAAUUGGUAACUCGUACUUCAAGCAGGAAAAGUACAAAGAAGCAGUUCAAUAUUUCAACAAGAGCUUGACAGAGCAUCGCACUCCAGAUGUCCUUAAGAAGUGUCAACAGGCAGAGAAAAUCCUAAAGGAACAGGAGAAACUAGCUUAUAUAAAUCCUGAAAUGGCAUUGGAAGAGAAGAAUAAGGGCAAUGAAGCUUUCCAAAAAGGCGAUUACCCUGUUGCAAUGAAGCAUUACAGUGAGGCCAUUAAAAGAAAUCCCAAUGAUGCCAAACUGUUCAGUAACAGGGCAGCAUGCUACACAAAGCUGGCAGAGUUUCAACUUGCUUUGAAGGAUUGUGAAGAGUGUAUCAGGCUUGAGCCAGCAUUCAUUAAGGGAUACACACGAAAAGGAGCAGCUUUAGAGGCAAUGAAAGAUUUCUCUAAAGCAAUGGAUGCAUACCAAAAAGCACUGGACCUUGACUCUACAUCAAAGGAGGCCACAGAAGGCAUGCAGCGCUGUAUGAUUGGUCAGGCUGUGAGAAACGACAGCCCAGAAGAAGUGAAAAAGAGGGCCAUGGCUGAUCCAGAGGUGCAGCAGAUUAUGAGUGACCCAGCCAUGCGCAUGAUCCUUGAGCAAAUGCAGAAAGAUCCACAGGCUCUCAGCGAUCACCUCAAGAACCCAUUUAUUGCUCAAAAGAUUCAAAAACUUAUUGAUGUUGGAUUGAUCGCCAUUCGCUGAGACCAAGCCCUCGUAUGAAGAAAAACCAGUGUGGAUCAAAAUCACAACCCUCAGUUAUUACAUUCUCUUGCCUUUAAAACAAUGUUUGGUCUUACUUGGACCAUAUUUUUUAUUGGUUCCACUGUUAGUGCAUUACAUUUAGAUCUUGCAUGUAAUUUUCAUAUGCUUAAAUUGAAAACAGGAUUGAUUUUUAUACAUGUGCAUUCUGCAAUCACAAAAAAAACAGUACACACAUUGGUGAAAGGAGAAAUCCACCCUCUAUUUUUGUUUGUCAGCACAGUAAACAUUUUGCAUACAAUUGUUUGUAUGGAAGAUUACAAGUUAAUGUUUCAAUUUGUCUUUUUGUUGUCCUAUUCAAGGCCUGACUAAAGAUCUUCAACAGU
Messenger RNA from Periophthalmus magnuspinnatus, 2112 nucleotides. RefSeq names its product stress-induced phosphoprotein 1 (gene stip1). Gene Ontology annotation, molecular function: Hsp90 protein binding. The transcript has 14 exons. Bases 11 to 1729 code for a protein of 572 amino acids. The record is from RefSeq and is a predicted model, not a curated record. Lineage: Eukaryota; Metazoa; Chordata; Actinopteri; Gobiiformes; Gobiidae.